CAUCAGACACAGAGAAGUUCAGAAACAGAGAACUAUCCUUCACGGACCACUGAAGAGAGCAGCAGCCUGACAUGAUGGCCAUGCCCUUUAUGUGCUGCACCGCCCUCUGUAUCAUUGGAUCUCUCACCACCAUCCUUGCCCUCCCAACUACCGAGCCGCCACUGAUCCAUGACCACCCCUUUGUAGCUAUAUGGAACGCCCCUACCGAGCAUUGCCGACAACUUGAAAUCCCCCUGGACACAGCAGCCUUCCAGGCAAUGACCACACCCGUCUCCAAGCCUGGUCAAUUCCUCACCAUCUUCUAUGAAGACCAUCUUGGCCUCUACCCUAAAGUCAACACCGUUGAACGCAAGAUCUACAGAGGUGGAAUCCCACAAAACGGCAACCUGACAGAACAUCUAGCCAAGGCCCGGAGUCAGAUAGACCAUAACAUCUACCAAGAUUCUUCUCCUGGACUGGCUGUCAUUGAUUGGGAGUCCUGGCGCCCCCUGUGGGACCAAAAUUGGGGAUCGAAACGUAUUUAUCAGAAACUGUCUAUCACUCAUGCCCUGCAGAUGGCCCCAUUUUUAUCAACACAGCAAAUUUCCAAAGUGGCAAAGAAACAAUUCCAGCAUGCCAGCCGUUACUUUAUGGAGAGGACCAUCAGUCUUGGCAUCGGUGAGCGCCCGAACCGCCGCUGGGGCUACUACUUGUUUCCUGACUGCUACAACUACGACUGGAAGAAGUCUAAUUACACAGGAGAGUGCUCUGCGAAGACUCAGAAGCAAAAUAACCAGAUGCUGUGGCUGUGGGAGCGCAGCACUGCCCUAUUUCCCUCCAUCUACCUCCACUCGACUCUGAAGAACUCUCCCGAGGCGGCACUUUAUGUCCGCAACCGUGUCCAUGAGGCGAUGAGGGUGGCAAUGCUGCCCAAACGUCCGUACACAGUGCCAAUCUACGUCUACUCUAGGCCACUGUACAGGGAUCAGACCCAGAAGUUAGAGAGCUUGAGAGACCUGGUGAGCACCGUGGGAGAGUCUGCAGCUCUGGGGGCUUCAGGGGUCAUAAUGUGGGGAGGAUCCAAAGACUACAACAACAAGGUUGCCUGUGAGUCUCUGUCCGAGUACCUGACGUCUACCUUGAACCCCUACAUUGCUAAUGUGACGGCGGCCACCAUGCUCUGCAGCGAGCUCCUUUGCCAGGGGAAAGGCCGCUGUGUCAGGAAGGACUACAACUCCUCCCAGUAUCUGCACCUGAACCCCACCUACUUCCGCCUCCUGCGGUCCAACAGGAAGUACGUGGCGAUUGGUCUACCCUCCUCAGCCGACCUUGAUGCCUGGGCUGGAAACUUCACCUGUCAGUGCUAUGCAGGGGGGACCUGUUCCCCAAAACUGUCCCAAACGAUCGAGAUCAAACAGAUUUGGGUUUAACUUGUGAGGAGAGUCAAAAAACAUAAUUAGUCAUAGAUAAUUAAUCAGCAUUUGAUCAAAUCACAAGUUCUGGUAUUUUAGAGAUUUCUUUCAAGAGGGAGAUAAGGUCUAGACUCUAGACCUUCAAUCACUCACACAGAAAAUUUUCCCUAACGCCGGGUUCACACCGGAAGCGGAAGCGACGCCGAAGCGUGGCGUAAGCGCUUCAGCGUCCGGUGUGUUCAGCACAACGAUUUAACAUGGGAGUGGAUGGGAGCCAGCUGUUUUUUUAGGGCUUGGCGCUGCGCUUACGCCACGCUUUGGAGUCGCUUCCGCGUCCGGUGUGAACCCGGCGUAAUGUGGCAUUAACUGCUAAUAUCGUUAUUUCAACUAUGCAAACAACAAGACCAAGACCAGUCCACAUCAAUAACAAUUACAUGUCAGAGACGAUUCUGAAAGUAAUAGAACUAGAAUGGCCAGCAGUAGAGCAUAUAACCCUGCCAAGGCCCAACAGUCCCCAUUAAUCCAAUCAAGCUGCACAAAAUGUCAGAGUCAUAGAUAUCAGUUCUCUUAAUAUGUCUGAUUGCGUUCAUCAAGAUCUGGGAAUUAUUCCCGAAAGAGAAAACAAACAUUUUUGAAAAUCCUCACAAUAUUAAAGGAUGACCUGGUUUCUUCCAUGGCCCUUCCACCGAUUUAAUUUUAUGUUAUUCUAUAUUAUUCUAUUUUCUUAUAGCUUAUUUCAUUUGAACUACUGGUAUUCUGAUGUAUUGAAUGUAUCUGUCUUCUUCUUGUACCUAAUACUUUGUGAAGCUCUUUGGUCAACUUGUCUUACAUGUGCUAUAUAAAUAAAGUUGACAUUG
This is a messenger RNA of Platichthys flesus (European flounder), 2248 nucleotides long. RefSeq names its product hyaluronidase-5-like. The coding region runs from base 72 to 1409 and encodes 445 amino acids. Gene Ontology annotation, molecular function: hyalurononglucosaminidase activity. NCBI's taxonomy places the organism in Eukaryota, Metazoa, Chordata, Actinopteri, Pleuronectiformes, Pleuronectidae. Gene Ontology annotation, cellular component: acrosomal vesicle. Gene Ontology annotation, biological process: hyaluronan catabolic process; carbohydrate metabolic process. The record is from RefSeq and is a predicted model, not a curated record. The transcript has 4 exons.